AUGUAUAAAAUGGAGUAUUCUUACCUGAACUCAUCUGCUUACGAGUCUUGCAUGGCUGGAAUGGACACCUCCAGUCUCGCAUCGGCUUAUGCAGACUUCAGUUCCUGCAGCCAAGCCAGUGGAUUUCAAUAUAACCCCAUCCGGACUACCUUCGGGGCAACGGCUGGGUGCCCCUCACUGACACCCGGCGCCUGCAGCCUAGGCCCACUACGAGACCACCAAAGCAGCGCGUACUCUGCAGUUCCAUAUAAGCUGUUCACGGACCAUGGCGGUUUGAAUGAGAAGCGGAAACAGAGGCGCAUCAGAACCACCUUCACCAGCGCGCAGCUGAAAGAGCUGGAGCGCGUGUUCGCCGAGACCCACUACCCCGACAUUUACACACGCGAGGAGCUCGCUCUUAAAAUAGACCUGACCGAAGCGCGUGUGCAGGUAUGGUUCCAAAACAGGCGUGCAAAAUUUCGCAAGCAAGAGCGCGCAGUUGCUGCUGUAUCUGCCGCAAAAAACGGAUCCUCUGGGAAGAAGCCAGACUCACGCGAGGAAGACAACAACGAAUCUAAAGUCACCGAUCCGGAUAGUACAGGAGGGCCUGGGUCAAACCCAAAUCCAACCUCCACCUGUGGUGGACUCAGCCCUUCCCCGGGGAUAGCAACAGGCACCGGACACAUGGAGUCUGUCAAGACGUCGCCAAGUCACCUCGUUGGCACCACGUCCAGUCCUGGGUGGGCGUCGCCUGCAAGUGGAAUGUCAAAUUUGACGGACUCUCUGGGUGGACCGUUCGCCAACGUGCUCUCUUCCUUGCAAAGACAAAACGGCAACAAGGCAGGAAUGGUAAAGAUGUUCUGAUACCACGUUUGACCCGUGGAGAGCGUGCAGGAGAACACUUGAGGUAACACACAUUUCAUGCAAAACGAAGAACAUUUACAAGGAUUUGCGGAACAUUUACUUUACGCAUGGACAGAUGUGUCCAUUAUUCAUUUUCUAGAGACGAUAGGCUAGACUUCCCGGUCGCACGCAAUGUGUGUGAGUUUGUGUGUGUGUGUGUGUGUGUUGAACAUGAAGUUCCCAGCACUUUU
Messenger RNA from Sardina pilchardus (European sardine), 1073 nucleotides. RefSeq names its product paired mesoderm homeobox protein 2B-like. The coding region runs from base 1 to 843 and encodes 280 amino acids. Lineage: Eukaryota; Metazoa; Chordata; Actinopteri; Clupeiformes; Clupeidae. The transcript has 3 exons. Gene Ontology annotation, biological process: enteric nervous system development; regulation of transcription by RNA polymerase II. The record is from RefSeq and is a predicted model, not a curated record. Gene Ontology annotation, molecular function: RNA polymerase II transcription regulatory region sequence-specific DNA binding; DNA-binding transcription factor activity, RNA polymerase II-specific.